Messenger RNA from Hippopotamus amphibius kiboko, 2425 nucleotides. Its product is annotated as organic anion transporter 7. The coding region runs from base 145 to 1803 and encodes 552 amino acids. Gene Ontology annotation, molecular function: transmembrane transporter activity. The transcript is spliced from 10 exons. Gene Ontology annotation, cellular component: membrane. NCBI's taxonomy places the organism in Eukaryota, Metazoa, Chordata, Mammalia, Artiodactyla, Hippopotamidae. The record is from RefSeq and is a predicted model, not a curated record. Gene Ontology annotation, biological process: transmembrane transport.
GAUGAGACAGGGCCCGUUGAGCUAACACUGAGAUCAGGAUCAAUACACUCUUAGUGUGUGACAUAGUGAAAGGAAACUUUUUCUCUCUUUGAACUUCUCUAAAGAGUCAUUUUGCCUCCUCUUGAGGAUCAUUGCUCAGCCUCAAUGGCCUUUCAGGACCUCCUGGAUCAAGUUGGAGGCCUGGGGAGAUUCCAGGUCCUUCAGAUGGUUUUCCUUUGUAUCUCCAGCCUCAUAGUGUACCCUCAUAUAAUACUGGAGAACUUCACUGCAGCCAUCCCUGGUCAUCACUGCAGGAUCCACAUCCUCGACAAUGACACUGACUCUGCUGAUAGCACUGAGGCCCUCAGCCAAGAGGCCCUCCUGAGAAUCUCCAUCCCACUGGAUUCAAACUUGAGGCCAGAGAAAUGCCAUCGCUUCCUCCACCCUCAGUGGCAGCUCCUUCACCUGAACGGGACCUUCCCCAACAUGACCAACCUGGACACGGAGCCCUGUGUGGACGGCUGGGUGUAUGACCGAAGCUCCUUCUCCUCCACCAUCGUGACUGAGUGGGACCUCGUAUGUGAAUCUCAGUCACUAAAAUCAAUGACCAAAUUCUUAUUUAUGGCUGGAAUGCUGGUGGGAAGCAUCAUAUAUGGCCAUUUAUCAGACAGGUUUGGGAGGAGGUCAAUUCUCAGAUGGUGUUUGCUGCAGCUCGCCAUUACUGACACCUGUGCAGCCUUUGCUCCCACCUUCCUCAUUUACUGCUCACUACGCUUCUUGGCUGGGUUUUCUACCAUGAGCAUCCUGACAAAUAGUACUGUGCUUAUCAUAGAAUGGACAGUGACCCGAUUCCAAGUCUUGGGAAUGACCAUGUUAAUCUGUGCCUCUUGUAUAGGACAGAUAAUCCUAGGAGGGGUGGCGUUUGCCAUUCGAGACUGGCACACCCUUCAGCUGGUGUUUUCUGUACCAUUAUUUGUCUUCUUUCUUUCCUCAAGGUGGCUGGCAGAGUCUGCUCGGUGGCUGAUUAUCACCAACAAACCUGAGGAGGGUUUAAAGGAACUUAGAAAAGCUGCUCACAGGAAUGGAAGGAAGAAUGCUGAAGCAACCCUGAACAUGGAGGUCGUGAAAUCCAUCCUGCAGGAGGAACUGGAGGCAGCACAGACCAAAACUUCUGUGUUUGACUUGUUCCGCACACCCAACCUGCGUAAAAGGAUCUGUCUCCUGUCCUUUGUGAGAUUUGCAAACUACAUGUCCUUUUUUGGCCUGAUUCUCCACCUCCAGUAUGUGGGGGGCAAUGUUUUCCUAUUCCAGGUUAUUUUUGGUGCAGUCAACCUCCCAGCCAAUUGUGUUGCAUUUUUGGCACUGAAUCGCCUGGGCCGUCGAGUUAGCCAGUCAUUCUUCAUGUUUCUCCUUGGAAUCUCCAUUCUGGCCACCACAUUUGUGCCGCAAGAAAUGCAGACCCUGCGUGUGGCUUUGUCAUCUUUGGGAGUAGCAGUUGCUUCUAUGGCUCUCAUGUGUUCUUUUGCCCAUGGAAAUGAACUAGUCCCCACCAUUAUCAGGGUAACAGCUUCAGGAUUCAUGGGAAUUGCUGCUAAUGUGGGGGCAGCCCUGUCUCCCCUCUUGAUGAUCCUAACAGUGUAUUCUCCCCACCUGCCAUGGAUCAUCUAUGGAGUCUGCUCCAUCCUCGCUGGCCUUGUUGUCUCAAUCCUUCCUGAAACCAGGAAUAAGCCUCUGCCUGACUCCAUCCAGGAUGUGGAAAAGGAGAGAAAAAGCUCAAGAAAAGCAAAGCAGGAAGAUACCUUCAUGAAAGUAACACAGUUUUAAGGAAUUCCAGGAACUAACUGCUAAAGAGCAAGAUAAACGAGAAAAAUUGGGAUCAUUCCCAGAUAUUGGCAAAAUUUGGAAAGCAAAUAAAUAAAAAGAUGUAAAAGAAAAAUGGACCUCAUUUACAGUUGCAGUUCUAAAUAACUAUAUAUAUAAAAUGCCUAUAAUUAAUCAUAAUAAGAAGUUUGAUGGAAGUCAUAAUACUUUUAAAGGAAUCAUAAUAAAAUAUGUGUAGAUGCCUAGCAUGUUUCUGGAUAGAAAGAUAGAAUAGAAUUUAAAACAUUGAUUCUGCUCUAAUUAAUAACAGAGUAAUUGAUGGGACAAUUACUUUGGGGACAACUUGAAAAAGAGUUCCAAGUUUAUCUACAAAUUAAUUAUAGACAAGAUUCAGAAAAAUGAAGUGUAUGGAGGGAGCAUGGUGCAAGUAUUUGGGGCAGCAUAUGCUGAAAUGAAAUGCACAUGCAUUUACAAGCCAAAAGAAGUCCAGAAUGAGAAGGUGGUAUGUAGAACACUUAAAAUUUUCUAAUUUGGGCAGCAUAAAUCACUGGUAGAAAUAAAUGAUUAUGUAAUAAAUAUCACUAACUAACUUUAGAAAUAAAUUACUAAUAAUUUGACUUCAUUC